Theobroma cacao (cacao) is the source of this 2622-nucleotide messenger RNA. Lineage: Eukaryota; Viridiplantae; Streptophyta; Magnoliopsida; Malvales; Malvaceae. The record is from RefSeq and is a predicted model, not a curated record.
GACCCCACCAAAAGCAACAAAACGCAGCGUAUUACACCAGAGAUUUAAACCCUGAGGAAACCAGAGAAGAGAAAUGUGGCGUUAUGGCGUCUCAAUUCUAAAACCCUACCACUACUUCCACUGCAAAAGCUGCCCAGCAGAUUCAAAAUCAAACUUGACAAAAACCCCAGUCAUCAAAUCAUCAAAUUCCUUAACUUUAAUGACGACCAUCACGGAAUCCGAUGUGGGAAUCCUCUGUUUCAUCUCCCACCUUCCUGGUUUCCGUGGCAUCCUCAAACAAAGGUAUUCUGAUUUCAUCGUGAAUGAAGUAGACACUGAAGGAAAUGUUGUUCAUUUGACCUCCUUAGAUGCCCCUCCGGAGGUGGCUGUUCAGGAAGGUGAAACAAAGACACCUGAUCAACUGAACAAGUGUUAUGCAUCUGAAAUUAUAAAAUUCAGAUCACUUGCUGGUGACACUGAUGCAGAUCGCUUAGAAGCUUUUAUUAAUCAAAUUACUUCAGGCAGUGAAGAAGAUAUCUGUCCUAUUGUUCUGUCGCCAGACUCUGAUAAAUCUCAUCGAACGGCAAUGCAUAAUUUCUUUAAGGAGAAUCUUAGAUUCCUUGUCACUGACACAGUUGAUGGACCUGAUUCUUCAUCAAAAUGCAUUCGUGUGAGAUUAAAUUCUGGGAAUAACAACAAGGGCAGAAAUUCCAAAAAAAGGAAAGAGAGAGGUGAUAAGCCCUAUGAUAGUAGAGGUUCAAGCCACUGGCCAGAGCAUCUUGGCAAGUUCCUUAGGUUCCAUCUUUACAAGGAGAAUAAAGAUACACAGGAAGCCUUAGGGUUGAUUGGAAAGAUGCUUGGCAUUCAGCCAAGGUCAUUUGGAUUUGCGGGAACAAAAGAUAAGCGGUCAGUUUCAACUCAAAGGGUAACUGUUUUCAAGCAGCAUGCGAGUAGAUUAGCUGCAUUGAAUGAAAGGUUGAUUGGUAUUAAAGUGGGAGACUUUUGUUAUGUCAAGGAUGACUUUCUUCUUGGCCAGCUCUUAGGAAAUCGGUUCACAAUCAUAUUGAGAGGAAUUGUUGCAGACUCCGAAGAAACUAUCAAAGCAUCUGUGGAGUCCUUGGGAAGGCAUGGCUUCAUCAACUACUUUGGUUUACAACGUUUUGGAAGUGGUUCUAUUCCAACUCACCGUAUUGGAGCCACAUUGCUGCGAGGAGAGUGGCAAGCUGCUGCAAGCACGAUACUUGAUCCAAGAGAAGGGGAAAGAGACUUUGUAAGCAAGGCACGGGAAUAUUAUAAAGAAACUGGUGAUAUAGAAGGAACUCUCAGGCAAUUACCUCGCCAUUUAGUUGCAGAAAGAGCUAUGCUGCAGUGUUUGAAGAAAUGUCCUGGGAACUACUUGCAGGCCCUGAAGGCUAUACCUAGAACUUUGAGAAUGAUGUAUGUACACAGUUACCAAAGCUAUCUGUGGAACCAUGCAGCAAGUAUGAGAGUGGAAAAAUAUGGAAGCAAUGAAGUUGUUUUAGGGGACUUGGUAUAUUGUAAAGGAAAUGAUGCAGAAAAGGUGAAAGUUGUUCCAUCUGAACAUGAAGAUAAUAACUUUGAAGAUGCAUAUGAUUGUAGUCAAUUAGAUGAAAUAUCUGGAACAGAUCUUCCAGAAGGGAAAAACAAUCUUGUUAAGGCCAUAACUGCAGCAGAUAUUAGUACUGGAAAUUAUACUAUUGAGGAUGUUGUCCUUCCUAUGCCUGGUUCUAGAAUAAUUUAUCCAGUGAAUGAUAUUGCCAAUGUAUAUCAUGAUAUGGCAAAGAAGGAUGGGAUCAGCUUGACUGAGAGUGUUCAUAAUAUCAAGGAAUUUUCAAUAACCAGCAUGACAGGAAGCUACAGGCGUGUUUUUCAGAAGCCAAUUGACUUUGAAUGGGAAUUGCUUUCAUAUACAGAUGGAAGUAUAGCAUUGUCAGAGACAGAUUUAGACAAAAUUGCUAAAACUAAACCUGUGAACCUGGUCAAGGAAGAGAAACCAACCGAUGGAACUGAGGGCCAAGAUUCAUCUGAUCAUAUGGAACAUAUAGAGAGCUUUGAGGAUGAUAAAAAGUUUUCAACUGGCAAUGUUGAGGUGGAGGGCUCUAGAGAAGCUGAGCCUCCACAAAUUCAUUCUUUGUCUGAGUCAAAUUCUCUGGGAACUCAGAAGGCUCUCAAGUUGGCCUUCACACUUCCUGCUUCUUGCUAUGCUACAAUGGCCAUAAGAGAGCUUCUGAAGACAUCAACAUCUGUUGCAUUCCACAAGACUCUUAACCAAUAAGCAUGUUGCUGCUCACAUACUUUACGAUACCAGGAUCAGGUUGCUGUGUCUUCCAGCAGGAAAAAGCACUAAUAUUUGCUGUGUCUCCCAUAUGCUAGAAUGCAUUUUUGUUUAUAUGAAAGUUUCUCUAUAAUGAGUCAACUUUUUCCUUUUUUGCCGAGUAGCACAUUACUCGACUAACGAAGUCAGGCCUGCAUUUCAUUUCUGAGGAGUACAUUUGUCCUACAUAAAUCACACACUGAUUCCUUUAGGAUGCAUGGAAUUGGUGUGCCCGUGCAUAUUGUGCUUUUAUGCACGAGUAUUCAUAGUCAAAAGGACGUCACAAAACUAGUUAUAUGUUUGAAAAA